AUUAACAAAUGCUAGAAUAACAACGGAGAGAUAUUUAUAAAAAAUAAAUUAAUUAAAAAAUAUAAACAUUUAAAAACAGAAACACGAACAUUAGCGAAAAGUUGAAAUAAAUUAAAUCGUGCAGCUGAGAGUAAAAGAUCGUGUAAACUGACAAGAGGUGAUUCCCCAAUUCAAACAUUAAUAAAAAAUGUGUGUAAAUUAUUAAAACACAUAAAAAACAAUAACAAAAAUAACGGUUUUAAAGAAGUAUUAGUGCUGAAAAUGAAAACAAAUACGUCAUUUUAAUAUUUAACAAAUGUCAUGAUAAUAACAUAAGAAUGAAAUUAUAAAAAAACAACAACAACAAAGUGUUAUAUAGAAUAUAAAAAAGAGAACAAUUACAAUUUGUUAUUGUAAACAACAACAACAAAAUAAACAAACUAAAGAAUAAAACCGUUAUAACAUAACUCAGAAUGGGUGUAAGAUUUUUUGACAAGGAAAAUAUGUCAAACGGAGAUGAUUACAACAGUAGCGUCAAUACUACCAGCAGCAAUACCACUACUACACGUUCAGCAUCAUGCAACUGUAAUGUCUGCAGUCAAACAAGAACAGCAGCGGCAGCUACAACCACAGCCUCUACACAAACCUGCGGUACCUCAUCCUCCUCUUCUCCCACGGAUAAUGCUAGUAAUUUGAAUUUUCAAAAGUCGGGCAUUUUACGAGAAAUCAUAGGAAAUUGCAAGGAAGUAAGAAUUGAAGAGAACGCCCAUAAUUUACGCAUAGUGGGUAACAACAAUCGCAUACGCAUUUCCUACAAUGUGGGCGACAUAACUGUCAUUGGCAAUAAUACAAGACUGAAAAUUAAAAUCAAUCAUGGCCUCAUCAAAUACACCGGAAAUGAUGGCCGCAUAUGUUUGGGAAAAGAUUCAACGGAACAGCUAGUUGACUACAGUGGUUGUAAUGGUGUUUUGAAAGUACAAAAUUCUAAGAAAAAUGCUGCUGCCAGUCAAGUGAAUGUUGACGACAAUAACGAUGAUGAAGAAACUAAAAAUAAUACUACAUCUACGGGAACUACAUUUAUAAAUGGGAAUUUUAAUAAAAAUAGCAAAAACCCUAAACAAAAAUAUGCAUUUUCCGAUAGUGAAGUCUUUAAGUGUAAAACCGAUUACCACAAUAUGUUCGGUCGUAAGAAAUCAUUGCCCAAUAUGUCGCAUCCAAAAUCCAUUUUUAGUGAAAAUCAAACUGCCAAUCGUGGCCCACAAAUGCCAAAAAGUAUUAUACACAAUUUUGGUAAUAUAGUUAUAGCAAAUUCUUCAAAUAUCUGCAUAACACCCCAAACUUAUACCUACUAAUAAUGGACGCUAAACUUAAAAUGUGGCAACCAAUCUAACUAAUAACUACAAUGUAGUUCAAUGCUACUUUUAAUAUAAUAUAGUUUUAUAACAAAAAAUAUAUAAUUUAGCUAUUUCUUGCCUCAUUUCUUUUGCAAAAGAAAUUUCCUUCUUAAAAUGUUCCUAAUUUCUAAUUAAAAUGUUCAACUUAGAAAUCUGCUUAAAACAAAAGUAUUAAAUAUUAUAAUUAAUAUUUGUUAAUUAGUACAAUUAUUUAUCUUAAUAUUAUUUUUAGUUUAUUAUUAAAUUAUUUAUUAUUAUUAAUAUGUAUGACUGACUGAAUGUUGAGUACUUUAAUAAAAAACAAAUUUUUAUUGAUUUAUAAAAUUAUAAACUCAAA
This is a messenger RNA of Lucilia sericata (common green bottle fly), 1710 nucleotides long. RefSeq lists its product as uncharacterized. NCBI's taxonomy places the organism in Eukaryota, Metazoa, Arthropoda, Insecta, Diptera, Calliphoridae. The record is from RefSeq and is a predicted model, not a curated record. The transcript has a single exon. The coding region runs from base 453 to 1331 and encodes 292 amino acids.